UCUACAUUCCAGCACGCAAACCCCUCGUACAUUAAUAUAGGAAUGGCCUAUCCAUUAUUUUAUUAUCUAUGCCUCCCGCACACAACUAGGUUUAGUAGACCGUGUCCCGCACCACCUUACCACGGAAUAAGACGAUAAGACCUUAACCGACAAUCUGAUUUUUUAAAUUAUUCAAAGAACACCGAAAAACAUCGAGUUUAUUAACACACGAAUCGGGUGAUCCAACGAUGCCUCGAUUUUCAAGGACGAACAUAUCUAGUAAAAUAAUAAAUAUCUGUGAGCAUAAUAUAUUAUAAAUGUGAAUAGUGAUAUUGUUUGUCGGACGUUGGUUGGUUGGGAAAUGUCAGUUUACAAAAUUGUUCGUGCAAAGUUUUUAACGAAAAAUUAAUAUCGGGCUUCUAUCACAAUUUCCUAUCGUCGUUUGUGAUUUGCCGAUGCCGAAUAAUUGAUGCUCAACGCUCUUUGUGUCGCUCUAUUAUUCGUUUUUUAUAGCGUGGUCCUGCCAUUGUUUUGUGGUACUGUGUCAGUUUCCUAUUCCUUAACCUAAUUUUUUUCGUUCUUUUCACAUUCAUUUUUGUCUUGACAGGUCGUGCGUAUCCGCUCUUCCACUCAGCUCGAAUAUCCUAUUUAUUUUUUAAAUAUAUAACUAACUAACAAAAAUGGGUGACGAAGAAAAAGGAGCCAAAGUAUUCAAAACGAAAUGCGCUCAAUGCCACACGGUGGAGAAGGGCGGCAAACAUAAAGUAGGACCAAAUUUAAAUGGUUUAAUCGGGCGUAAAACCGGUGAUGCUCCCGGUUAUACUUAUAGUGAUGCAAAUAAACAAAAGGGUAUCACAUGGAAUGAUACAACGUUAUUUGAGUACUUAGAAAACCCCAAGAAAUAUAUACCUGGUACUAAAAUGGUGUUUGCUGGCAUUAAGAAAGUAGAUGAAAGAAAAGAUCUUAUUGCUUAUUUAAAAAAAGCUACCAAGUAAUGUCAGUACCUAUGACAACACUAUAAUAGAUUUAAAUAUAAGUGUUUUACACAUUAUUAAUUUUUUUAUUAUUAUUCGCGGUAAUUAUACUGUAUGAUUUGUACACUUUUUAAACUAAAUUAUUUCUUGUUUAAAUUUAUUUGUUGUACAGUGUUAUAGAGUCAAAUAUUAAUUGCUUUAGAAU
Acyrthosiphon pisum (pea aphid) is the source of this 1158-nucleotide messenger RNA. RefSeq names its product cytochrome c. The record is from RefSeq and is a predicted model, not a curated record. Bases 660 to 974 code for a protein of 104 amino acids. Lineage: Eukaryota; Metazoa; Arthropoda; Insecta; Hemiptera; Aphididae. Gene Ontology annotation, molecular function: electron transfer activity; heme binding. The transcript has 4 exons.